Molecule: messenger RNA, 1279 nt
Organism: Meleagris gallopavo (turkey)
Lineage: Eukaryota; Metazoa; Chordata; Aves; Galliformes; Phasianidae
Source: RefSeq, a predicted model, not a curated record
UCCAAGUGCCAUGAUUUCUUCUCUCAUACUGGUUUGCGAUAUGAAUAACUAGAAGAUCAACGUCUUGCCUUGAACUGCAGUGCAUGCCUGCUACGCAAUUUUGAUGUAGUAUAAGAAUUAUUAGAAUGGGAGGAUGUUUCUUAGUUCACUGGAACUGAAUCUGUCAUCUUAUCCAGCACUGAGCUCGAUUUCAGCACACACACAGCAAUCCUAAAUGAAGUAAUAUAUUUUUUACCUACAGAUGUCUCACCUGCUAUUUGCCUUACUUUCAUUACUUUCCUUUGCUGCCCUUCUGGAAGCACAGUGGAAACUUAGAGAGAAUGCGUAUGUCAUAGAAUCUGAGUGGAACGAUGAGACACCAGCUAAAAAAGUGAAGCUCACCUGUAACACAUCUGAUGAAACACUGCCAGUUUACUGGAAAAAGGGAACAGAACUGAAAGGAACUGGAAAGACUCUGAUCGUCGAAGUGAAGGAGUUCCCAGAUGCUGGCAACUACACCUGUCUGUCAGCUAAGACACACGAGAUUAUCAGCUACAGUUUCUUCCUCAUAACUAAAGUAGACUCCUAUGGGCAAAUGAUACGGUCAAUUCUGAAAAGCUAUAAAGAGCCAAGCAAGACGUUCUUAAAAUGUGAGGCAAAGAACUACUCUGGAAUUUUCACAUGUUCAUGGAUGACAGAAAAUGAGAGUCCAAGCGUGAAGUUCACAAUCAGGAGCCUGAAAGGCUCUAAAGGAGAUGUAACCUGCAGCAGCCCCGUGGCUCACACUGAAAAAUCUGUGACUGAAUACACUGCCCAGUGCCAGAAGGAAAACUACUGUCCAUUUGCCGAAGAGCACCAGCCAACUGAGAUGUUCCUGGAGGUCAUUGAUGAGGUGGAAUAUGAGAACUACACUAGCAGCUUCUUCAUCAGAGAUAUCAUAAAGCCAGACCCACCUCAAUGUCAGUAUGCAAGCACAAAUGGAACAGUGACCUGGACAUAUCCCAGGACCUGGAGCACACCAAAGUCCUACUUCCCAUUGACUUUCAGGGUCAAAGUUGAAAGCACAAAGAAAUACAGAAGCAAGGUUUAUGAUGCUGAUGAGCAGUCUAUUCAGAUUCCAAAGACUGGGCCAAAAGACAAGAUCUCUGUGCAGGCCAGGGAUCGCUAUUACAACUCCUCCUGGAGUGAGUGGUCUACACUUUGCAGGUAAGACUCCAAGAGCCUUCUGCUGCUGGAGCAGAGGGCCAAAGCUGGACAAGUGCCCAGCCCUCAUUAGUUGAAGCCAAAUUCCCAAUCCCUG